AUGCCUAUCUGUCCAAAAUCAAGUAACACUAACAACAAGUGGAAAUUAGAAUACGAUACAACUUUAAAUCAAUAUUAUUAUGUUAAUUUACUUGAUAAUUCAAUAUCGUUCGAUUCACCGUGUGAAGUGAACCAUAGAAAACGUAAUAUAUUUGGAAUAAAAACAAAUUCAACUUGUCUGUUUUUUGAAAAACCAUUCCUUGUAAGGAAAAUAAGUUCAAAAUUGAGUCUUAAGAAACUGAGAUCAAACAAUUCAACAUAUUCAACUAAUUCAACUAAUUCAAGCUCAAGUAGGUAUAAUAUAGAAGAAUUUGAAGAAGAAGAUGAAUCAAAAUCUAUCAAUUCUAUAAUUUCUGGAAUUGAUGAUGAAUAUUAUUUAUACAAUAAUGAAAUUAAUAAAUUUAGAAAUUUUGCAGGAACUACAAAUGUUAAUAAUAUAACGAAUUUGGAUCCUAUUGAAACUCCCGUUUUUAAUAGUUUGAUAUCUACUGUUUCUGAUACUUCGGUACGUGAAGUUACUAGAGUUUAUGAAUCUGAUACUGAGAGUACUGUUUCUGAUUUUGAUUCUGAAUUAGAUUAUAAGAUUAAAGAUUUUGAUCAUGCUUAUAUUUAUUCAAGUGACAAUAAUAAUGAUGGUUUUGAAAUGAUUGAGGUUGAUGGUACUUAUGAUAAAGAAAUUGAAUUACGUGAAUUAAGAUUACAAAUGUUACAAGAAUUAUGCUAA
Messenger RNA from Insectozyma verbasci, 723 nucleotides. The record is from the annotation of a GenBank genome assembly. NCBI's taxonomy places the organism in Eukaryota, Fungi, Ascomycota, Pichiomycetes, Serinales, Debaryomycetaceae.